Molecule: messenger RNA, 1569 nt
Organism: Penicillium brasilianum
Lineage: Eukaryota; Fungi; Ascomycota; Eurotiomycetes; Eurotiales; Aspergillaceae
Source: the annotation of a GenBank genome assembly
AUGGAGUCGUCGAAUGGAAACACUCCCCUCCCGGAGGACAUGACCAAGUGUCCGGAGGGUCUUGUCCUUCCUCCUAAAGAUAUUCGAGCGAUCGUCGAAAAGACCGCGGGCUAUGUCGCGCGUAAUGGGUCCGUCUUUGAAGAUCGUGUCCGUGAAAAGGAAAAGAAUAACCCUAAAUUCUCCUUCCUGAACGCCGGCGACGCCUACGAGCCUUUCUAUCAGUGGCGCCUCACCGAGAUCAAGGAGGGUCGUGGAACCGCAGUCUCAGCAGGACGGCCUGGCGAAGCUGUUGCUGCCGCUGAGCCCGAGAAGCCCAGGGGACCCCCAGAACCCCCCGCGUUUCAUUUCUCUGCGCGCAUGCCUAUCAUCAAUGCGCAGGAUCUAGAAGUGGUCAAGCUUACAGCGCUUUACGUCGCCAAACGAGGAAAGUCCUUCAUGACCGCAUUGUCACAGCGUGAGGCUCGGAAUUUUCAAUUCGACUUCCUCCGGCCCCAACACAGUCUCUACCAAUUCUUCACUCGCCUAGUUGAUCAGUACACCAUCUUGCUGCGACCCGAAGGCAUUGACGACGCCACCACCCAGCAGAAGCGCAUCGCCGAGCUUGAACACAACGUCAAGAACAAAUAUCAUAUCCUGGAGCGCGCAAACCAACGGGCGGAGUGGGUGAAGUUCCAAGAGCAGCAGAAGCAACAAAAGGAGGAACAAGAAGAACAAGAACGUAUCGAGUAUGCCCAGAUCGAUUGGCACGAUUUUGUGGUGGUCGAGACGGUCUUGUUCACGGAAAGUGACGACCAAGCAGAGCUCCCACCGCCAACUUCUCUCACAGACUUGCAAUCCGCCUCCUUGGAGCAAAAAGCAGCCAUGUCCCUCAACCCGCUGCGCAUCGAAGAGGCCAUGCCCACCGACCUCGACAACCCAACCUACUAUAACGCCUACCCAGCCCAGCCCGAACCUUCUUAUCCCGUCCCACAGCCCUCCGUCUCCCCCUACCAGGCCCAAGCAGCCGCCCCAUACCCGCCCCCCGCCAUGGAGUAUGGCGGGCAGUACCCCCCGCAACCAGAGGUACCGCAAGCCCGCACAGAGUCGCCAGUACCUGUACCGGGUCAACCCCCAAUGCGCAUUCGCUCAGACUACGUGCCCCGAGCCCAGGCCCGUCGCCAACAAGCCGCGGGUGCCACCGCACUCUGUCCGAACUGCCACCAGCAAAUCCCCGUCGCCGAAUUGGAGCAUCACAUGCGUGUGGAGCUCCUCGACCCGCGGUGGAAGGAACAACGCGCCAAGGCCGAAUCUCGCAGUGCCACGACCAACCUGUCUACUGUCGACGUCGUCAACAACCUCAAGCGGCUUGCUAGCCAGCGUAGCGAUGUUUUUGACGCCUCGCUUGCGCCCGAUCCCGAGGAGGAAGCGCGCCGCAAGCGCAUGGCUAUGGGCGCUGCUCCAGAUGGUACCCUUCCCCCUGGAGUGUCAGCGCCGCCAGGCCCGGCUGUUGGCCCUGGGGGUGUGCCCCGACCUCAGAAUACGAAUAUUGAGGACCAGAUUCGGCAUUUCCACCAACUUGCCAAGCAAUGA